AUGCCGAUUGUUUGGGAUAACAUUUGUUUGGGGAUAACUAACCCAACCACUAAUAAAACGAGAUACAUCAUUAACAUCAAUUUGAACAUGGCUCGUCAAAUGCGCCAGCCUCAACACACCAGCCUAGAACCAAAAGCUCAACGCCGUUUGGUCAGUCAAGGAGCAAGCGAGAGAUUCGUGCUUCCGCCAACGAUGUUUGUGGCUCGAGACCGUACACUGUCCCCGGCGGCCGCGCCGGUUCGACGCAACAAGCACGACACGGAAGCGACGCCAGAACGAAUCCGACGGAUGGCCUGCCUCUAUCUAAGCUUGCAUUUUAUUUCUUCGCUCUGCAAACAGCCCUCUGCUUGGAAUCUCGUGCCUCGUUGCUUUUUCGAUGCAUUUGCGAUGCAAUAUGAUGCUCAAAAUCGACGACGGAUUCAAGGACGUGUGCGAAAGUUGGAGUUGGCAAAGAAGGUCGGCAAACUCCGACGGAAGGUGGGAUCGGGAAACCGAUCCCACAUUCCGUCACCUUUUGCCGGCGCCCGGUUGCGCUAUGCCCGGCUGGUGGCGCACCUGGACCACUCGCCGCUCAUCAAUUCGCUCGUUGGAUGGAAAAGCCUGUGUCAAUUGGCUCAAGUGUUAUGCGAGCCCUUGCGCAUCAUCAUUGCAAAUGCCAAGAUCAGCGGAGAGGACAAACACGAGGCCUGCAAGCCACUUAUUGACAAACUCAUGGCUGAUGACGACUUCUGGCGCAUCAUCGAGACGUGGCACAACAGCGAAGGACUUCCCUUGGUCAACAUUCUCCAGACUCAACUCAACUUGAUGAACGACGGUUUGGCAAAAGCUUGGAAGGACGGACUGGAGGAAAACGACGAAGAUGAUCUUGACGGAGAGGGACUCGAUGAUGAUGACGAAGACGAUUCCGGUGAAGAGGCAGAGACAGACCACCAAGGCGACAGCGAGGAGAUU
Mesorhabditis belari is the source of this 951-nucleotide messenger RNA. The record is from the annotation of a GenBank genome assembly. NCBI's taxonomy places the organism in Eukaryota, Metazoa, Nematoda, Chromadorea, Rhabditida, Rhabditidae.